Cadophora gregata is the source of this 1481-nucleotide messenger RNA. RefSeq lists its product as uncharacterized. Lineage: Eukaryota; Fungi; Ascomycota; Leotiomycetes; Helotiales; Ploettnerulaceae. Bases 1 to 705 code for a protein of 234 amino acids. The record is from RefSeq and is a predicted model, not a curated record. The transcript is spliced from 3 exons.
AUGCAGAACCUGGGGCCCCAGUCAGUCAUCGUAGCACUUUUGAGCUCCAUCCUUCUCUCGGUGCCCCACAUUCAUGCACAAGAUAUCAAAGGGCUCCCAACAUGUGCGAAUGAAUGUGCUCUUAAUUUCAUGGCGAAUUCGAACUGUCCUUUGACCAAUCAGACUUGUAUUUGCAACUAUCUGUCUUUUUACGACGAAUGUGUAGACAAGGAGUGCAAUACCACUGAAUUUGCUUUGGCCUACGAGCCUCCUGUCCCAUACUAUAUUCCAGAAGCAACAAUUUCCAUCAGCAAAACCCCCCUCUGUUCACUGUCGACGCCGAACUUUCCCCGACCUUCAGCAACUGCCGUCGUGGCAAGCACAUCGGAGAGAGAAAGCACUUCGUCCACGACCACAGCUCCGAAAACGACAGACUCUGCGACGAGCUCUGCGACCACAUCGUUUGCACAGGCAGGAUCAGCAACAGCCACGACAAGCCAAACCUCUGCUGCAGAGCCGACAAUUUCGACUUCGACCUCAAGCGAGGCAGGAGGCCAGACGAACAAUAAUAACCCACUGAGUCAGACUCGGACAACUAAAAAUGGUAGCACAAGAACAAGUGGGGUAGUGCAAGUGACAUCUACCGGAGGUGCGCUAGUAGUGAAAGUCGUGGAUCUCAGAAUUGUAGCUGCGGGACUAAUGGGCUUUGUCAUGGCCGUUGUGUAGCUGCAAUUGCGAGAGAGAAUUUGAUCCGGGCAAUAUGAACAGAGGUGGUAUCCUCCUAUGUAAUCGUGUUUGUGCCAAACAGAGUUUGUUCAAAUCGGCUAUGCCUGUUGUUGACACUUGACCUCUCGUGGGGUCAGACAGUUUGAAAGUUAACAUGAAGUAGCAUAGUAUUGAAGGUAUUUUCGCCUGUACUUCCAAGAAAAUUUGUAGAAGGCUGAGAAAAACCCCCUCUUUGUCUCUUCUUUAUGCUUUGAAGUUAUCUCUACAGCGUCAAUCUUCGAUUUCAGGGGCUCGCUUCACUACUAAACAAGCUUAGCGAGACAAUUUUCGCGUGAAUCUCAUAUAAACAGAAAUUUCAAGCAGGCAGAGAUAUUCCACGGGUAGAUGGCAAAUCUUCAAGUAUGAUACUAUCAUCAACUCUAGGUUUCUCCUUCUCAGACCAGUGCUCCUAUAUAAUCAACAAGUGAUAAAUAUCUUUCAUGGGCACAUGUCUUAGAGUACUUGGAUGAGCAGCAUUGAUCACAUGAUCCCGUUGAAAAAGGGUUUCUUUACGUACCACUACAUCUGCGGCUCUCGUUUGUCUCUGGAACUAUCAUUCCAGGCUGCGUUCAUAGGUUCUUCAAGAUUGUGCGUAGCUGAUAUGUGAAGUCAGUGGAGCCAGCAUCAGAGACCAGAAGCUCAAAAGAUAUUACUCAAGACCAAUGCUGCAUCCGCUCGGAAUGGAAAUGACUGCAAACUAUCUCCACAAGAAAACAAAGUGCGAGCGGCGUGAAACA